This is a messenger RNA of Rotaria sp. Silwood2, 618 nucleotides long. NCBI's taxonomy places the organism in Eukaryota, Metazoa, Rotifera, Eurotatoria, Philodinida, Philodinidae. The record is from the annotation of a GenBank genome assembly.
AUGUCAACUUACAGACUUUAUUAUUUCAAUGGUCGCGGUCGAGCUGAAGUGUCACGUUUAAUUUUUGCUGCUGUCGGUCAAAAAUUUGAGGACAUUCGUUAUGAACAAAAUGAAUGGCCAUUACAUAAAAAUCAAAUGCCUUUAGGUCAAAUGCCUGUUCUUGAAUUUGAAGGUGUAAAGUUACCACAAUCAUUUACUAUCGCUCGUUUUCUUGCUAAACAAUUUCAAUUAGCUGGUAGAGAUAAUUUUGAACAAGCUAAAGUUGAUGCGGUUGUUGAUACAAUUACUGAAGUUGCAUCAAAAUUGGCAGCACUUUCUCGGGAAAAAGAUGAAGCAAAAAAACAAGACGGUAUGCGAAAACUAUUCACAGAAGAUAUACCGAAAAAUCUACAAAAUCUUGAACUUUUGGGUAAAUUAUAUGGUAAUGGUGGUCCAUAUUUUGUUGGUAAUCGUUUAACAUGGGCCGAUUUAUAUUUUUAUGAUUCAGCAGAAAAUUUUCUUCGAAUCGAUGGAAAUGUUUUAAAUAGAUAUCCAUGGCUACAACAAAAUCGUCACGAAGUUGAAAGACAACCGAAAAUUUCAGCUUAUCUCAACAGUCGACCGCAAACAUUUUUUUAA